Molecule: messenger RNA, 6075 nt
Organism: Oncorhynchus mykiss (rainbow trout)
Lineage: Eukaryota; Metazoa; Chordata; Actinopteri; Salmoniformes; Salmonidae
Product: atrial natriuretic peptide receptor 1
Biological process (GO): receptor guanylyl cyclase signaling pathway; protein phosphorylation; intracellular signal transduction
Cellular component (GO): plasma membrane
Molecular function (GO): ATP binding; protein kinase activity; adenylate cyclase activity
Source: RefSeq, a predicted model, not a curated record
UAUAGCCUAUCACACUGCAGCGCACACAGACUGGUUACCCUUGUGCCCGGAGCUCCCCAGCGCUUAUUCAUCAGCGCGAUAGAUCCUUGUGUGUUGCUGUAUGAGCUGAAUGUUGGCGAUGUGCGCAGAGAGGAAACCACCGCACGCAACGCUAAGAAUGACACUUCGGUUUAUCGGUCGGCUUCGAGAACUUUGGAUGUUUAGUUGCUAUUUUAACUUUGAGCAUUAAUGGAAUCAACAAGAGACGAGUAAAAUCGCUGCCUUCACAACACCAGCAAAACGUGUUGGAAUUUAGGCUAAGAAGCAGCGGCUACAGAUUGAAAUAAUUAGCCGUUUUUUUUCAUUCUUCAAAACAACAAAAGUGAUAUACAUUAUGCAAUAAUUCAGUCGCCUACUGCAGAUAUUCACCUAACUGUUGUGUUAUUUAUGAUCCCAAAUACCAGCCCGAGCUUAGAGAAUUUUCCUAUAGGCCUUAGUGUUGCCAAUUUAGCUUAGCCUAUAGCCUAGUUCAUAAACACUCCUGGCAUACCUAGAGAACUAUUUUUUUAAUAAACGGUUUUCUGCGUUAAAGUAGGCAAUUAAAGAAAACAACAGUUCAAAUCUCCUGUUCAAACUAAACUGAAGGAAAGAGUCAGGAGAUCAGGGAUUUGCACUCUAGUAGGAGUGGUGCGCAACAAAAUAUUUCUCGCGCGAGGCGCAUUGUCUUUACAGCCUCGCAUCUUCCAUUGACAGGACAGCCGGGAGACAAUCAACUGAGAACAUCUGUGCCACUUGUGGAAGAGAUACAAAAAAUGACGAGAAAUAACCAUCGACAUUAAGGCCACCUCAUGCACUGUGUGUUUGUUCCUGCCAGCCCCUCUGUGGUUGAUGGUGAUGCCCGAGUCCAACCCAGCAAUGCAGAGGACGAGAACCUGGUGGUGGCAGGGAAAACUGGGGGUUCCUCUGCUGUUUCUGGUUUUCCCGCUCCUCAGGACCGAACCGCUCCAGCUCGAGCUGUCUUUCAAUGGACUUUCGGAACCCCAGAAUGUGACACUGGCUGCUAUUCUGCCUUUGAGCAACACUGAAUACCCGUGGGCCUGGCCUCGCGUGGGGCCCGCUCUGAUGAGGGCUCUGGAGCGAGUCAAUGACGACCCCACCCUGCUACCGGGCCACCGCCUUCGAAUAGUCUACGACAGCAGCGAAAACAAGGACGGCGUCUGCUCCGACUCAGUGGCGCCAUUGGUGGCCGUGGACUUUAAGUUCUCCUACGACCCAUGGGCCUUCAUCGGCCCUGGCUGCGACUAUGCUUCGUCUCCCGUGGGCCGCUUCACUACCCACUGGGACGUUCCCAUGGUGACGGCCGGGGCAGCGGCCAUCGGCUUCCACUUGUACACGUCCAUCACCAACACGGGCCCCACGCACAAGAAGCUGGGCGAGUUUGGGGUGCGCCUGCAUCGGCAUUUUGGUUGGCACAGACACGCCAUGCUCAUGUUCAGCGACAACAAGAACGACGACCGGCCGUACUACUUUACGGCCGAGGGGUUGUACUCGCAGCUGCAGCUGGACAACAUCACCACAGCAGACAAGGUCUUCAAUGAGCAGAAUGGACCGGUCCAGUAUGAUAACCUCAUCAGUGUCAUCAGCCAGAGUGCCCGGGUGGUGUACAUGUGCUGCUCAUGGGACACUUUCCGGAUGCUGAUGGUACAGUUUUGGAGGGAGGGCUUGCCCCCGGAGGACUAUGCUUUCUUCUUCAUCGACCUGUUCGGCCACAGCCUGAGGAAGCGGCCCGCUAGGCCCUGGUACAGAGGAGACGCAGACGACCAUGCCGCUAAGAAGGCCUUCAGGAGUGUGAAGAUUCUGACCUACAAAGAGCCACAGAACCCAGAGUACCUGGAGUUUGUGUCCAACCUGAAGACGGACGCAUUGAACAUGUUCAACUUCACCGUAGAAGACUCGCUGACGAACCUGAUAGCAGGAGGCUUCUAUGACGGGGUAAUGCUGUACUCUCAGGCCCUGAACGAGACCAUGGCCGAGGGAGGGGGCCGGCCGCGAGGGGACAUCGUCACCAAGAGGAUGUGGAACCGCACGUACCAUGGUGUUACUGGCUUGGUUCAAAUUGAUGGAGAAGGCGAUCGGGAGAUUGACUUUGCCUUGUGGGACAUGACCGAUCUUGACUCUGGGGUCUUUCAGAUCGUAUCCGUCUACAACAGCACCCUGAAGGACUUGGUUCCAGUGCCGGGCAUGAAGGUCCAGUGGCCGGGGGGCGCCCCGCCCCAAGACAUCCCCGACUGUGGCUUCAAGAAUGACAAGCCCGCUUGCUUAGCACGGACUGUCACUAUGCACCAGAUGGUGGCCAUCGUUGUGUGCUUCAUCUUCAUCAUCAUCGCCACCGUCACCGUCUUCAUCUACAGGAAACUGAAGUUGGAGAAUGAGUUGGCCGCUCAGCUCUGGCGGGUGCAGUGGGAGGAUGUGCAGAUGAGCGACCUGGAGAAAGUGAUGCGCAGGGCCUGCAGCAGACUCACCCUGUCUCUGAGAGGCUCCAACUAUGGUUCCCUCCUGACCAUGGACGGAAACUUCCAGAUCUACGCCAAGACUGGCUACUACAAGGGAAACAUUGCGGCCAUUAAGUACGUCACUAACAAGAAGCGCAUCGAGCUCACCAGGAUGGUGCUCUUUGAGCUUAAACAUAUCCGUGAUGUUCAAAACGAGCACCUGACUCGCUUUAUCGGAGCCUGUAUUGAUCCUCCCAACAUCUGUAUCAUCACAGAGUACUGCCCCCGGGGCAGCCUGCAGGAUCUUAUGGAGAGCGAGACCAUCACCUUGGACUGGAUGUUCAGAUACUCUCUCAUCAACGACAUUGUUAAGGGGAUGGCCUUCCUUCACAACAGCGUCAUCGUCUCCCAUGGUAACCUGAAGUCCUCCAACUGUGUGGUGGACAGUCGCUUUGUUCUGAAGAUUACUGACUACGGGCUGGCCAGCUUCCGCGAAAAGUCCAAUAUGGAGGACACACACGCCUACUAUGCCCGGAAAUUGUGGGCAGCUCCAGAGCUGCUGAGGGCAGAGUGUCCCCCACCAUGUGGCACUCAGAAAGGGGACAUCUACAGCUUCGGCAUCAUCCUGCAGGAGCUGGCCCUGCUCCGAGGGGUCUUCCACAUCGAGGGGGACACCUUCAGCCCCAAAGAGAUUGUAGAGCGUGUGGCCCUGGGCCAGUGGCCCUACCUGCGGCCCUCCCUCUGCCCCCAGAGCCACAGUGAAGAGGUGGGCCAGCUCAUGCAGCGCUGCUGGAGCGAGGACGUGAACGAGAGGCCCGAGUUCCACCACAUCAAGCUGCUGCUGCGCAAACACAACAGAGGUUAUGGGUCUAAUAUCCUGGACAACCUGUUGUCUCGUAUGGAGCAGUACGCCAAUAACCUGGAAGAACUGGUGGAGGAAAGAACACAGGCUUACCAUGAAGAGAAACGCAAGGCCGAGGCACUGCUCUACCAGAUACUUCCACACUCUGUAGCAGAGCAGUUGAAGAGAGGGGAGACAGUGCAGGCUGAGGCCUUUGACUCAGUCACCAUCUACUUCAGUGACAUCGUGGGCUUUACCGCCAUCUCAGCAGAGAGCACGCCCAUGCAGGUGGUGACCCUAUUGAAUGACCUCUACACGUGUUUCGAUGCCAUCAUCGACAACUUCGAUGUUUACAAGGUGGAAACGAUAGGUGAUGCGUACAUGGUGGUGUCUGGGCUGCCGGUGAGGAACGGCAAGCUGCACGGCCGAGAGAUCGCCCGUAUGUCCCUGGCCCUGCUGGAGGCCGUACACUCCUUCAGGAUCCGCCACCGACCUGCUCAGCAGCUCCGUCUGCGCAGUGGCAUCCACAGUGGCCCUGUAUGUGCUGGCGUCGUAGGACUGAAGAUGCCUCGGUUCUGUUUGUUUGGAGAUACAGUCAACACAGCCUCUCGCAUGGAGUCCAAUGGGGAGGCCCUGAAGAUCCACGUGUCGGAGGCCACGUGCUCGGUGCUGGACGACUUCAACUGUUUCCAGCUGGAGCUGAGAGGAGACGUGGAGAUGAAGGGCAAAGGGAGGAUGAAGACCUACUGGCUACUGGGGGAGAGCAUCAACAACAUGGCUUAGUAGAGAGAGAGAAUUAGACAGACAGUAUUGGAAAGAUGCCGUAGAAAAGAGAGGUAGGCAAGGGAGGACUGAGGUAAAAGGAACAGACAUGCGUACAGAUACACAUAGGAAUGGGGUGAAAUAGAAAUAAGCCACAAACAAACUCCUGACAACCCCCUCCAGAAUGAUAGUCUCAUCGACUCAGUCUCACUGCUCUUCAGGGGCAUUCCUUGGCUCCUUUAGGUGGAAACGCUCUCUCUAGAUUGACCUACUAUGGUGCAUAAGCUAUCAACGUUGACCUUCCAUGGACAGCUUUAGACUUGUACCUCUCCAACCAAAGGAAAGCUAUCACUGUUACACCGCCGUGUGCCGAAUGGUGAGGCCCCACCUCCUCCGAUUGGCAAGGACGAUGGGCAUUUGGCGAACAUCUCCACCCAGUGUUCAAGAGUUGGAACUGUCGCUUUCAAGAACGAACAUUUUGGGACAAUCUUGUUGGACCUGUUGUUUAUCGUGACGAGAGUAGUCCAAUGUGUUAUGUUGUGGUUAUUUCACUUUGUGACUGACUUGGUGUUCUCUAACAUGUAGAGAGGCCUUAGUGUUAUGUGAAGCCUUCACAGGCUUUAUUCUAUUUGUUUCACGGUGGUGUUUGUUCUGUAUCACAAUAUCAGUUUGUUCUAUAUCUAUAUAAUUGAACAAUAAUCAAGUGGAGGCCAGAGGGGUAUACUACGAAUGUAGCUAGAUGUACUCCGGCAUUUCUGAAAUUACCUAACUUCUUGAACUGCGCGUUCAUGUCGUACAUGGCUAGUCGAACUCCGAACUCUUCAUUGAGACAAUGCUGAAACAUCAAUCCGUGGGCGAGUCAGUGCCACAUUUACAUUUUUGCCAAAAUCAAUUUACCUGCAAAUUCAGCAGGCUAUGGUGUGAAAUGGGCAACUAGACGGUUUUUAUAUUUUUUACACAUAUUGUGUUUGUUUGUUUGUUGUGCUUAUCAAUGCACAAGUCCCAUGAUUCCCCACUCCUAACGAUACAAAAAUAGUAUUAAGUCAUACGAAAGUUUUACUGCAUGUGAAGUUUCAAAUGUGUUACUAUUUUUAACACAAGAAUUUGAUUGGUCCUUCGGCUCAAACACUUCAUUCAAUAGAAGUGGGACAAGCCCCGAGUUAGCCUGCCCGGGAGCAGGAUACUUCUGAAGGAUUGGUUGCCAUAGAAAUGUUACUGGCUAGAGCCAUAUUCGUGUCACCACUUAUCCCGAGUUGACCAAAGUUACUUCAACUCCUCAAACCUGAUUCAUAGUGUAAUGCUCAGUUCCCCAUAAUAAUACCAGUCCACAAAGUGUGCUCUACAGCCUGCCUGGCUAUGUGCUUUAGGAGGAAGUAGUGGAGGUAAUCACCACCAUGCCAAUGCGGGCUAUCUAAUUGACAUUGGUGAAAUGUCUCAAAUGGACACUUAUGGCUGUUAAGUUGUGAAUUAGCAUUCAACAGGACAUAUGUAUUCAACAGGACUGUUCAGAAUCUUUUUGGUCAUAAAAAACAAUUCAUUGCUUUAGUCUGCUCAAAAUAAACUGCGAUGACAAGGAAGAAUGGAGAGUUAGAUUUGGCCAUAAGUGACAACUUCUGGGUGAAUUAAUAUUGUCGCAACCUGUUCUCAGAGCAUUUCGAUUUAUUCUAUACGUAAAUCCAAGACACUCCAUUUAGUAUGAUAUGUUACAUAAGACAGAUGGUCACUUAUAGACAGAUGGUUACUUAUAACCAGCUAGCCCUCUCACAUUAAGUUCUUAUAUUCCAGACUCAUUUUGAGUUUCAUAUUUUCUAAUGAUCCUUUUUCCUUUACUUACAAGAUGAUGUCAAAACAACUUUCACACACAAGGGUACAAAAGAAUGAGGAUGUCUAGCUCUUCACUUCUCUUACUGUUACUGAUGGGAAAAGUGAAUAUUUUCAGAAUGGGAGUCCUACUAAAUGACAUACACAGUACAAUGAAAAAUAUAUACACUGAACAAAAAA